Messenger RNA from Mustela lutreola (European mink), 2010 nucleotides. It is a transcript of the gene ZFTRAF1, whose product is annotated as zinc finger TRAF-type containing 1. NCBI's taxonomy places the organism in Eukaryota, Metazoa, Chordata, Mammalia, Carnivora, Mustelidae. Gene Ontology annotation, molecular function: zinc ion binding. Gene Ontology annotation, cellular component: nucleus. The transcript has 5 exons. The coding region runs from base 166 to 1626 and encodes 486 amino acids. The record is from RefSeq and is a predicted model, not a curated record.
CGGCGGCUUCGGGGCGACGCGCGGGCCGGGCCCACUGAGGCGGCGGCGCAGGGACCGGGGUUGCGGGGUCGCGGCGGCAGCGAGAGGGCGGCGGGAGCGCGCGGCGCCCCUAGCCUCCAGCCGCGGGUGCGCGCCGGCACCCGCCCGCCGGGCCGACCGGCCGCGAUGUCCGGCGCGGAGGAGGCCGGCGGGGGCGGGCCGGCCGCGGGGCCCGCCGGCGCCGUGCCGGCCGGGGCCGGGGCCGGGGUCGGGGUCGGGGCCGGGCCUGGGGCGGCCGCGGGGCCGGCGGCAGCAGCCGCGCUGGGCGAGGCGGCGGGGCCCGGGCUCCCGGACGAGGCGGGCCUGGCCGGCGCCCGGCAGCUGCAGGAAGCGGCCGGCGACCCAGACGCGCCGCCCAAGAAGCGGCUGCGGGCGGCCGAGGCGGCCGAGGCGGCGGCGGCGGCGGCGGCGGCGGGCAGCGGGAAGCUGGAGGAGCGGCUCUACUCGGUGCUGUGCUGCACCGUCUGCCUGGACCUGCCUAAGGCCUCCGUGUACCAGGAGCCCUACUGGCCGUGUGUUGGCCGUGUUCCAGGGAGAGGGCCCGUCCCUCCGGAGCAGUGGCCCUGGCUGCCUCUCCGCACCUGUAGGCCCUUCUGCAGCGGGAGCCCACGGGGCGGGCUGGUGCGUGCGUGUGCACGUCCUGCAGCAGAUGCCCGGCUGAAGGAGGAGCAGGCCACGUGCCCUAACUGUCGUUGUGAGAUCAGUAAGAGCCUUUGCUGCCGCAACCUGGCCGUGGAGAAGGCCGUGAGCGAGCUGCCCUCCGAGUGUGGCUUCUGCCUGCGCCAGUUUCCCCGCUCCCUCCUGGAGAGGCACCAGAAAGAGGAGUGCCAGGACAGGGUGACCCAGUGCAAAUACAAGCGCAUCGGCUGCCCGUGGCACGGUCCCUUCCAUGAGCUGACGGUGCAUGAGGCUGCCUGUGCCCACCCCACCAAGACGGGCAACGAGCUGAUGGAGAUCCUCGACGAGAUGGACCAGAGCCACCGCAAGGAGAUGCAGCUGUACAACAGCAUCUUCAGCCUGCUCAGCUUUGAGAAGAUCGGUUACACAGGGCUGCACAGCCCUUGGGACGGUCAGUGUCUGAGCAGAAGGUGGGUGUAUCUUGGAGGGCCCGGCAGCCAGGGGCCUGCCCUGUGGAGCCAAAGGCGAGAAGAGCACUCAGCACAUCCGGUCCUGCAGGCAGAUACUGCUGUGGCCGCGGGGCUCCUGAGGCCAUCAAGAAGAUGCCCAGGGGCAGGGCUCCUGCGUGAGCUGAGGGUGCUCCGCUCAAAAUGCAGAGUUGGGAGUGGACGCCCAGGGACGGGCAGGCUGGACCGCACUCAGGCCCGCUGGAUCUCACGGGCUCUCCUGGCCACGGCCACUGCUUUUGGACAUGCUGGGGAGCAGGAACCAGGCCAGGGCCUGGUCCAGACACAAGAACAGCAAGAAGCACCUGCUGACACAGGGGCCGCUGAGGGAGACUGCGGCCCUCUACUGCUCAGCCCACAGCAGGCAGUCGGCUCAGCAUCAAGGGCAGCCACAGGCAACCGGUCACGCCAUGCCAUCCUGCCUGGACUAGGCCUGGCUAGGUGCGGGCCUGCACAGGCCUGAGAGGCGAAGGGCCCGGCAGCCUCAGCACCAGAAGGUCAUGGCCCACGGUUAGUUGCAGCCUCAGCUGCCCUGCUGGGCGCCAUGGCGCAAACAAUCCAGGCCAGGCCUUGCCGGUCUGGGCGGGCCGAGGCAUCAGGACGGUGGCGGUGGCCGGGCAGGGACCCCCGUGCACACAGGAAGGACUGGCCGCCUCCGUGGAGGGACUCGCGGGCCACGGGCCCCGGGCUGUGCUGAGAGAACUGUGUGACAGCACAGGCGCCCAGCACCGGGCCACACGCCGGCGCUCCGCCUUGCGCCCCAUACAGGCUCUCGGGCCACGUGCCCGCCCGCCGGCUUUUCUGGCAGCUCUGUAUCCGAACCAAUAAAGUGCACUUGUUCUCAGAA